AUGUUGGAUCAAGGAUCAAUUCCUUUAAUUAAUUUACCAUUACAACAACAAAAUUCUCGUCCACCAAACAACCAUCAAAAUCUAAGUCAACAACGUCCACCAAAUAAUGUGCAAGAAGGAAGAGAACGUUUUGCUCGUGAAAAUCAUAGUGAAAUUGAAAGAAGGCGAAGAAAUAAAAUGACGCAUUAUAUUAAUGAAUUGGCUGAUAUGGUCCCACAAUGUGCAGCUUUAGGAAGAAAACCUGACAAACUAACAAUUUUACGCAUGGCUGUGUCUCAUAUGAAAUCAAUUCGUGGAGAUUUAUUAAAUUCAAAUAAUCAUCAAAAUCCUCCAUCAUUUUUGACUGAUCACGAAUUGAAGCAUUUAAUUAUGGAAGCGGCAAAUGGAUUUCUGUUUGUUUUGUCUUGUGAAGAUUCUAGAGUUAUUUAUGUUUCUGAUUCGAUUUAUCCAGUUCUUAAUGUUUCCCAGGAAGAAUGGCUAAACAGAGCAUUUUUUGAUUUAAUACAUCCUGAUGAUAUAGAAAAAGUUAGUGAACAAAUAUUAUGUCCAAAUGAUGGAGAUGUUGGCUUUAAUAAUAAAAUUGUUGAUUUGUCUACUGGAACAAUUAAAAGAGAUGUUCAACCAACUAAUCGAAUACAUUUAAAUUGUAGAAGAGGUUUUAUUUGCAGAAUGAGAAUUGGCAAUAUUAAUGCUUUACCACGAUUACAAAAUAAAGGACCAAUUUUUGAACAUUGUGGGUCAUAUUAUGUAGUUAUGCAUUGUACAGGUUAUUUAAAAAAUGGAAAACAACAACAGCAACAACAACAACAAAUGUCUUCUUCCUCUUCAAAUAUUAAUUGUGGAUUUCAAUUGAAUACAAAUGAAUUGACAGGUUUUUAUUUUUACUUAUUUUUAAGUGGAAUAGGGUAA
This is a messenger RNA of Meloidogyne enterolobii, 909 nucleotides long. Lineage: Eukaryota; Metazoa; Nematoda; Chromadorea; Rhabditida; Meloidogynidae. The record is from the annotation of a GenBank genome assembly.